Pieris napi is the source of this 3229-nucleotide messenger RNA. Its product is annotated as PAX3- and PAX7-binding protein 1. Gene Ontology annotation, biological process: mRNA splicing, via spliceosome. Gene Ontology annotation, cellular component: nucleus. The transcript has 16 exons. Lineage: Eukaryota; Metazoa; Arthropoda; Insecta; Lepidoptera; Pieridae. Bases 235 to 2607 code for a protein of 790 amino acids. Gene Ontology annotation, molecular function: DNA binding. The record is from RefSeq and is a predicted model, not a curated record.
UUAAUGACAAUUCAAGUUCGCAUUGGUCAUUGACGUAAAUUUACCGAAUUUACCGACUUUAAAGUUUAAAUAAUAGCAAUUCCCUUGUUAUUUAAAAAGGAAUAAAAUUUAAAAUCUGAGGUGGCAAGAAGGAUGUGUAUUUCAUUGCCGGUCCUUGUUAAUUACAGUUAAUAAAGCUAUCAAAGAAAAUUGUUCCAAAAUCGACAGCUUGUAACCUCAGGCUUAAGUAGUAAAAUGUCUUUAUUUCGUAAGCCUAAAAAGAUUCAGCGACGCGUGUUUUGUGCCGAUGAUCAGGAUGAUAGCGAUCCUGAGCCUCCACCGCCACCGACAAUUAGUCAUAAGAAAGAAAAUAAAACUGCGAAAGGCAAAACAUUGUUAAGUUUCGCGGAUGAAGAGGAUGAAGGAGAGGUAUUUAAGGUAAAGAAGUCAUCACAAAGUAAGAGGUUAGCAAAGCGCAGGGAAAAAGAGAAGCGUACCCAACCUGAUGAUGAAAUUCACAAAGUUGAAAAUAAUGGCAUUGAGGAAAAUCAAGCAGAGGAGAAAGAUAUUAUUAAGAAAAAGAAGAAAGUAUCCCUUGAAGGGAUGAUUCUGUCAGGAAGAGAGGCACUAGCUGCAGAUGGGGCUGGAGAUAUUUCAGACGAAAGUGGCAAUGAAGAUGAGGAUAGUAGGGGUUUCCACCAGUUCCGCGCGGAAACAGUCCGAGCGGCGCUGGCUGGUGCGGGACAUAUUCCCGAUGCCGCACUCAUCCAUGCGGCCCGCAAGACGCGACAGCAGGCUCGUGAACUUGGUGAUUACAUCCCAAUCAAAUCUGAUACUCCAUCUGGCUCUCGAUUGAUUCAUGAGGAUGAUGAUGAUGAUGAAGAAGAAGGCAGAAUUCAAGUCAGAGGGUUGGAGUUGCCUAGUGAUAAACCAAAACGUGGAACAGCAACAUUAUCGGAUGAAGAGCUGAACAGUGAAGCUGAAGAAUGGGAGGAACAACAGAUGCAGAAAGCGGUGCCCUCUAUUGUUGAUAUCACUGGUGAAACUGAGUUGAAUCCUUUCGCUGUGGCCCCCCUGCCCGCAAGACUUGAGGCUCCGCAGCACUUAAGGGCCCUCGGGACUCCAGCCGGGCCCCCGCCCACCACAGCACAGGAAUUAGUACUAGCUCUACAAAAAAGGUUAUCUGAGCUGCAAACAGAUCGCCAAGAAACGAUAAACAAAAGACAGACUUGCCAGGAAAGAUUAUUAACCUCUGCCCGGGUGAGGGAAUCCCGCUCUGCCCGAUGCCAGGACUUAGAUGCUGCCUACAAACGGGCACAGGCUGUUCGAGGCUAUCUCACUGACCUCAUCGAGUGUCUGGAUGAAAAGAUGCCCCAACUUGAAGCUCUGGAAGCCCGCGCUCUGAUGCUUCACAAGCGUCGCUGCGAAUUCCUCAUCGAGAGGCGUAGAGCUGACGUCAGAGAUCAGGCGCAAGAUGUUCUGGCUUUAGUCGCUCGACCAGGCUCCAUAAAGCCUCCAGAUUCUGAAGAAAAACGUCGUCGCUGUGCCGAGCGUGAAGGGCGUCGGCGCGCGCGCAGAUUGAAGAGAGAAGCCGCUUCCACAUCACAUCUGCACCGGGACGGUGACUCCAGUGAUGAUGAACUGCCUCCCAAGGAGGUUUUACACGUUCAGCAUGAGACCGAUGCAAUUCGUCAGUUGUCGUCGUCGUUAUUCGCGGAUGCGUUGCCGGCAUGGCGUAGUAUACGGGGUAUUUGCGCCAAGAUGGCGAGAUGGAGACGGAAACACAGCACCCUGUAUAGCGAUGCCUAUAUCGCUGACUGUUUGCCGAGGCUCUUAGCGCCUUAUGUGAGACAUCAGCUCAUAAUGUGGAAUCCGCUGGCGGAUGAAGAUAAUGAAGAUUACGAAAAAAUGGACUGGUAUAAAUGCCUCAUGAUGUACGGAGUACGAUCUGAAAAGCUUUCAGACGAUUCUGAGUCUUCAGAGGAGGAUAUGACUCCCCAAUUGAGUGAGGGAACGGUGAGGGAUGAUGUGGAUCUGAUGCUGGUACCCACCAUACUUGAUAAGGUCGUACUGCCCAAGAUUGCAGAGAUUGUCGAGAACGCCUGGGACCCGAUGUCUGUCCGUGCGUGUAUUCGUCUACGCAAUAUUCUGGUGCGAGCUGCGACUCUUCCUGCCAGGUCUUCUCUAGAGAAGCUCUCCGCGGCCGUUAACUCGCGACUGGCUUCAUCGUUGGCAGCUGAUGUUUUUCUACCACCGGCACCUCAAUUAGCGGAUAACGCUGGCAGUCAGUUUUGGAAGCGAUGCUUAGGCGCAGGAGUCCGAUUACUGCGAGCCUCGCUGUGUCUUUGCGCACCGCCUGACAUUCUUAGCGGAGAUCAUUUGGCUCUUUCACUUAUUGAGACGCUUUGCUGCGCGGCGGGAGCGGCACCCGGACCGCAGAUGAGUGCGGCGGCUGCGGCUCUCGCGAAUACGCUGCCUCGUACGGGACCCCUGAGGACUACGGCUCUCAACAGGCUGGCCAAGUUGGCGCACCUCGCCCUGACGAGGCUGCAGUCUGAUAAUCCGCUGCAUUUAAAAGCACUAGAACAAGCAAGAGCGGUAUUGGCUGAAGCAAAAGCACUGGAAUAAGAAACUAUCAAGGCAAAUUAAUGUAAUUAUCACUUUAAACAUGUUAUAAUUAUUUGACUAACAAUAUAAUACUUAAAAAUAAUUUAAUUUCAGCAAUUGGCCUGUGAUGGCAGAAUAAAGUAUUUAAAACGUCGUGUUAUAGCAAACAUACAUUUUAUUCUAAUCUAUAUUUCUAUUUUAUAGACAUGAACCACACUUCACCCACUAAUACAAUAAAUUCAAAAAGCCAUUUGAUGCUAUAGCACCUAUUUGGUAUAAAAGUUAUAUGAGACAUUAUGGUUAUAUGUUAUGUAAAGUAUAUGAUUGUCGUGUUUAAAACAUUUGUUUUACCUUAUUACACUCAAUAUUUAGUUAUACAGGUUACUUUGUUUACCUACAAUUAGCCAUAAUGUAAAUACAGUGCACGAAAAACGAAAAAUACCAUUAUGCAGAAAUAUGCAUGAAAUAUUGUUGCAAAUAAACUAUGGUUAUUAUUUUCCUGGUAGUAACUGUUCACACUAGAUUUAUAUACAUACCCAUCAUGAAUAAUAAUGUACCAUUAGUUGCUAUAAUUAUUAUAGGCAAUUUAUCAUGUAAUGAGAAAUUAUUAUUGUGAAGAAUAAAACAUCUGGUGUUUCUUAAA